Molecule: messenger RNA, 3998 nt
Organism: Oryzias latipes (Japanese medaka)
Lineage: Eukaryota; Metazoa; Chordata; Actinopteri; Beloniformes; Adrianichthyidae
Gene: ano11
Product: anoctamin 11
Biological process (GO): chloride transmembrane transport
Cellular component (GO): plasma membrane
Molecular function (GO): chloride channel activity; protein dimerization activity
Source: RefSeq, a predicted model, not a curated record
GACUGAUGUAGAUUAUGAAUAAUCCUGAACCCAUUGGAUGAAGAGAGGAUGAGACUCGUUUACAGACUGUUGUAAAAAUGAUGGUUUAAAUAAAGCUUUUCUUCUUUUAAAUGCUUUCUGUCAGUCAUGGAUCACAGCACCGCUGGAUUUGAUCAAGUUCCACUUUAUGAACUACAAACAUUUAGAAUUUCUCUGCAUGGAUGUUCGUGUCGUUCUGGUCAGUCUUCUGCCCCUCCCUGGGUGUGGGUGGGGGUGGGGGUGGGGGGGGCAGCAGAGGUCUAUCAGAGAGUUUCAGAUCUCCUCACAGAUGAAGCGUCUCGGUGAAGCCCGGUGCCGCAUACUGGCUCCGUUACGGUAUUCCUCAGCAGAUGCAGUGGAUCAGCUCCAGGUCUGACUGCAGAGAGAAGAAGAGGAAGAGGAGGGAUGAAGAGUGCUGCUGCUGUCCUCCAAGGCACAGUAUCAGCAUCUUUCCUCCGCAUCCAUCCGUCCAGAAGAGCAUCGCUCCUGUUUCCACGAAGGGUCUCCAUCCUGCCGGCCAUCCGGACCUCCCGCCAUCAUGCUGAGGAAGAGCUCGGAGCUGAAGAGAGAGGACAGGGAGGUCCUCCUGGACCUGGACGAGAGAGGGGGGGCGCAAAGCACGGACGGCUACGGGAGUCUGCACAGCGAAGCUUUCAUCCCCCCCAGAAUUUUCAGCGCAGCCGCAGAUGAAGCUGAGGGCGGCAAGUUCUUUGAGGGGGGGCAUCCCUGUGACCAAACUGCUCCAAAGCUCGGAAACUAUUUCCGGGAUGGAAAAACUAAGAUCGACUUUGUGCUGGUGUGGGAGGUUCGAUCGCGGAAGAAGCACCGGGAGCGGAGCGGCGGGGAUGGCAGCAGGUCCGAGCGACGGAGAGCGCAGCUGCAGCAGUGGCGGGAGAGGUUUGCUCAGAACCUCCAGGCUGCCGGCUUACUCUUGGAAAAGGAGGAAACAGCCAAUGAGAGAAAAACCAUCCACUUUCUGAAGAUCAGCGCUCCCUGGGAGGUGUUGGUGUGCUAUGCAGAGGAACUCUGCCUCCGAGCUCCGCUGCAGGCGCAGCCGCAUCUGGAGCUGAACACCUCGGCCUCCGUGCUGAAGAGGUUCUGCCUUCCCAACGUCAUGAAGGAGUCGGUACCGAACAGACCCGUGGAUUAUUACACCUGCGCCUUCCGCAAAUCAAAGAUGGACAGAUUCGUUGGCUCCGACAACCGUGAGACGUAUUUCAGCAACACGCAGAGGCACCGGGUUGUGUAUGAGAUUCUGGCCAGGACGGCGUACGGCAAACGGAAGAAGGCCGAGGUGGGCGUGGACAGGCUGGUGACGGAGGGGGCGUUCGCUGCAGCCUUCCCCCUCCAUGAGGGACCUUUCCAGCUCCCAAAGCAGGAGAUCCCACCUGAGGACCUGAACCAGAGGCAGGUUCUGUACUUCUACUGGGCCCGCUGGAGCAAAUGGUACAAGUACCAACCUCUGGACCACAUCAGGGAGUACUUUGGGGAGAAGAUCGCGCUCUACUUUGCUUGGCUGGGCUUCUACACGGCUUGGCUGCUGCCGGCCGCCGUCGUGGGGACGCUGAUCUUCAUGUCCGGGGUCAUGUCCAUGGGUACCAACACGCCGGCUGAGGAAAUCUGUCACGGCGGUUCCACUUAUCGGAUGUGUCCUCUCUGUAAAACAUGCGAGGCUUGGAACAUGUCUGACAUCUGCACCAUGGCCAAGCUGGGUUACCUGUUUGACCACCCUGGUACCGUGUUCUUCAGCGUUUUCAUGUCUUUCUGGGCGGUGACCUUUCUGGAGUACUGGAAGCGAAAAAUGGCCACCCUGGCUCAUCACUGGGACUGCAUGGACUUCCACGAGGAAGAGGAGCGUCCUCGGCCAGAGUUUGCCGCCAUGGCCCCCACCGUGGAGCAGAAUCCCGUGACUGGGGUCAAAGAGCCCUACUUUCCAGAGAAGGCCCGGCUGUCGCGUAUGUUCACGGGUUCCAUGGUGAUCAUCCUCAUGCUGUGCGUGGUGAUCAUCUUCCUGGUGACAGUGGUGAUGUGCCGCGGCAUCAUAAGUGUCAUGAUGUACCACACCGGGAGUCCCGUGCUGCGGACAGAGGCUGCCACCAUAGCCAACAUCUCCAGCAGCAUCGUGAACCUGGGCCUCAUUCUGCUGAUGGGGCAGGUCUACACGGCGUUAGCAGAGCAGCUCACUAAAUGGGAGAUGCACCGGACCCAAACCCAGUAUGACAACGCCUUCACCUUCAAAGUCUUCAUCUUCCAGUUCGUCAACUUCUACUCGUCUCCUUUCUAUGUGGCUUUCUUCAAAGGAAGGUUUGUCGGUUAUCCGACUAACUACGGGACUUUGUUUGGAAUGAGGAACGAGGACUGUGGACCGGGGGGCUGCCUCAUCGAACUGGCUGAACAACUCUUCAUCAUAAUGGUGGGGAAGCAGCUCAUCAACAACAUCCAAGAGUUCAUCCUACCUAAAGUGAAGGCCUGGCGCCAGAGGAGAACGUUAGCCGACGUGCUGGGGGGUAAGGCCUCCUGUGAGCCUCAUCGAUGGGAGGAGGACUACCAGCUGGUGGAGUGUGGGGGGCUGUUUGAGGAAUACCUGGAGAUGGGUGAUUCCAUCUGCUCUCAGUGGUUUAGCACAGAAACUAGUCCUUUCGUCUGUUGUUCUGCUCAAGUCUCUUCUUGUCCUGCAGUCCUCCAGUUCGGGUUCAUCACCAUUUUUGUGGCUGCUUUUCCUCUCGCCCCGCUCUUCGCCCUACUCAACAACUGGGUGGAGAUCCGUCUGGAUGCUCACAAGUUCGUGUGCGAGUACCGGCGGCCCGUGGCAGAGCGCACCCAGAACAUCGGGGUCUGGUUCAGCAUUUUGGAAGGCCUGUCCCACCUGUCCGUCAUCGUCAAUGCUUUCCUGAUAGCCUUCACAUCAGAUUUUCUACCUCGCCUGCUGUACCAGUACAAGUUUGAACGAGGUCUCCAUGGAUACGUCAACUUCAGCCUGGCCUUCGCUCCUCUGAACUACACCGAGCAUCCCAUGUGCAGAUACAAAGCUUUCAGAGAUAACGAUGGAAACUAUACGCUCUUCUACUGGGAGCUCCUCGCCGUGCGACUCGGCUUUAUUAUUGCAUUCGAGCACGUCGUCUUCUUUGUGCUCCGAGCCAUCGACUGGAUCGUCCCUGAUGUGCCCGAGUCUCUGGAGUUAAAGGUGAAGAGGGAGCAUUAUUUGGCAAAGCAAGCUCUGGCUGAAAACCAGGAGGCCCUGCUGCAAGCGACCCGCCCGCUGGAUUCAGGAGUUCGGAGUCCAAAGCAGAGGAAAAAUGGAGCGGCGUUGGAGGGAUGAAAGACUUUGCUCAAAGGAACAUCAUCUUUUUCUUUGGGAUGGAGUUUUUAUGCACGGAAAUGAUGAUGAAAAGGUCUGAGGACCACCAGAAAUGACUUCCACCCUGAUGACAGCAGGAAGAAUGGAGCAAAGCCAAGGAGAACUUCAAGCUGGACUUAUGCUUGGACCUCAGCUUCAUGUUGUUUCCUGACAUGAAGAACAACCUCUACCUGCACACAAAAUCCUUAUGCACGCUGCAAAGCAUGAGAAGAUCCUGAGGAGCUGAAAAUCUCCAUCAGAUGUUCUCACUCGUGAAUGCUCUCCUAAAAACCCUGGCAGAUCUGGGACUCGCCUUGGUUCCUUUUCAUCCUGAAACGUCCCAAUCGUCAGCGUGACAAAUGUUACAGGUGUUACAGGUGACCUGUGGUCAACGUUCUCCUGUUAUCAGGCUCUGAUAAAGGUGGUGAACGGCUCGCCGUCAGCAGCCUGCUGCUGCCGUCAUCGGGUCAUUGCUAAGCAUGCAGAGUUAGAAACCAUGGAAGCGUGAAUAAAGUCAACUCUGGACCUUUAAAUGACAUUUCUUCUGCUCCUCAGAGUGAUCUUCUAACAUGAUGAAGACAAUCUGGGAGAAGCUGUGUGCUGUGCUGCAGGGUUGAACUUUAAUACAAAUGUUUCCACCUUC